Molecule: messenger RNA, 1933 nt
Organism: Corythoichthys intestinalis (scribbled pipefish)
Lineage: Eukaryota; Metazoa; Chordata; Actinopteri; Syngnathiformes; Syngnathidae
Gene: spns3
Product: SPNS lysolipid transporter 3, sphingosine-1-phosphate (putative)
Exons: 13
Coding region: 178-1716 (512 amino acids)
Biological process (GO): transmembrane transport
Cellular component (GO): membrane
Molecular function (GO): transmembrane transporter activity
Source: RefSeq, a predicted model, not a curated record
UCAACAAGUAUGUCAGGUUAAUUUCUUGUCAGUCAGGCUUCACAAAUGACCUGACGCUGAACAUUGCCGUUGAAGUCACUAGCCACUACCUGGGAAGUAAACUUUUACUUCUUUGAGGGAGUAAAACAGUGUAGCAGUAGUGACCAAAAUAUCCAGGUGAAGAGAGGGCUGCCCAUCAUGGAGCUGAAAAGAUCCGUCACAUUCCUCCAUGAUGGACCACCACCUCGACGGAGUUUGGGUUCCAUCUCUGGUCUACAGUAUGGCUCGCUGGUGAACAGUUUAUCCUCACUUGCACCAAUAACAAACGAAACACCUGCCAUAUCACGUCGAAGAUCCUUCAUAGCAGUGGCUGUGCUCUGCUAUGUAAACCUACUGAACUACAUGGAACGAUACACAAUUGCAGGUGUACUUCUCAACAUACAGACAUUCUUCAAUAUAAACGACAGUACAGCUGGAUUACUGCAGACAAUUUUUAUCUGCAGCUUCCUGCUGACAGCUCCUCUCUUCGGUUACCUCGGCGACCGCUACAAUCGCGUAUAUAUCAUGGCCGCUGGUUUGAGUGUCUGGCUGUUAACUGCAACUGGCAGCUCUUUUGUUCCUAAAUCGUAUUUUUGGCUUCUGGUGUUGUUACGAGGCCUGGUUGGAAUAGGCGAAGCAAGUUACUCCACUAUCGCGCCCACCAUUAUUGGGGACCUUUUCACUGGGGGACAACGGACCAUCAUGAUCGCUGCUUUCUACAUCUUCAUCCCUGUUGGAAGUGGUCUUGGGUAUAUAACUGGAUCUUCCAUAGCCAGCCUCACUGGUGACUGGCACUGGUCUCUCAGGAUAACUCCCAUUUUGGGUGUAGUUGGACUGAUUUUAGUCCUGUUCUUAUGCCCAAACCCCCCCAGAGGCGCUGCAGAAAACAACCAACACGGUGUUAAUGGUCGGAGCUCUUACCUGGAAGACAUCAAGUAUCUUUUGAAAAAUAAAAGUUACAUAUGGUCAUCUCUGGGAGUGACCGCAAUGGCCUUCCUGACUGGAGCUUUGGCUUUCUGGAUGCCCAGUUUUCUGUACAGAGCUCAGGUCUCUCAGGGACUUCAACCACCAUGCACGAAAGGGUCCUGCAACUCCAUAGACAGUUAUAUCUUUGGCGCCAUCACAGUGGUCUCGGGAAUUCUCGGAGUGUGUAUCGGCACUGGUUUGGCUAGGUGGUUGCGAAACAAAGUGCCCAAUGCAGAUCCUCUCAUCUGCGCUGGAGGCAUGCUAGGAUCUGUCCCGUGCCUCUUUAUUACCAUCUUUGUGGCAACCGCAAGCAUUCCAGCUACUUAUGUCUUCAUUUUCAUAGCUGAGGUCCUAUUAUCACUUAACUGGUCCCUUCUGGCUGAUAUGCUACUGUAUAUUGUUGUACCCACUAAAAGGGCCACAGCGGAGGCUCUUCAGAUUACAGUUUGUCACCUUCUAGGGGAUGCAGGGAGUCCUUAUCUAAUCGGAGCGAUAUCUGACGCAAUACAUAGUUCCAAGCCUUCAUCCACCGAAUGGAGCUUCUCAAGUCUUCAGUACAGCUUCCUUAUUUGCCCUUUUGUCGGUAUCCUCGGAGGGGUUUUCUUCCUCAUGACUGCUCUUUACAUCAGUGAUGACAGAACGGCAGCUCAGCAGCUAACUAUAGCAGAUCCUCCGCAGCAAUGUCCUACACACGAGCCCACUGCGGAGAUGACCAACGUACCAAAUAAAUAAUCAUGGGCAAAAGCAGCUAUGCAUUUAAAAAUGCUUGUUAAUUUAAUCACAGACUAAAGCGGCAAUGAAUGUUGGAAUUGACAUUCAGAGGUCGUGUUUUCUGCAGAAAAAUAAAAGUCAGUCACCUUGCUUUCAGCAUCUUAAAUGUACUGUGUUGAAAAUUGAUGCAGGUUUUAUCUUGAAAUUUAAUUCAGGAUUUUCAAUAAAUUUUACAUAA